Messenger RNA from Triticum urartu, 2348 nucleotides. Lineage: Eukaryota; Viridiplantae; Streptophyta; Magnoliopsida; Poales; Poaceae. The record is from RefSeq and is a predicted model, not a curated record.
UCUUCCUCGGUCGUGUAGGUGUGCCUAGCUUCAGCAAUGGCAUUCUUGACAAAUCUCAUACUACUGCCACUUCUCUUGCUCGCCAACUUCUCUCCUACACCUUCACUGUGCUAUGUUAGUCCAUAUGCUGCAAGGGUACAUCAGAGUGCUACACAAACAUCUGCUUACCACACUUACAUUGUGCUCGUUGAGCCACCUCCCCCAGGUGUCGACGAAGAGGGGCAUCGUCGGUGGUACGAAACUUUCUUGCCGAGCUCACACAUCGGUGAAUCUGGGGAGCCACGUCUCCUCCACUCCUACACCGAGGUGUUUAGUGGCUUCACGGCGAAGCUCACGGAGGCUGAGCUCGAUGUGGUCGCCAAGAAUCCCAGGUUUGUGCGCGCGUUCCCAGACCAAACGCUGCAACUCAUGACCACACACACACCGGAGUUUCUCGGACUGAAGAAUGGCACCGGAUUUUGGAGCGAUGCAGGCUACGGGAAGGGAGUGAUUGUCGGUCUACUCGACACCGGGAUCUAUGCAUCACACCCUUCGUUCGACGAUCAUGGUGUCCCACCACCCCCGAUGAAGUGGAAGGGCUCAUGCAAGGCGGUCAGGUGCAACAACAAGCUCAUCGGUGCCAAAUCAGUUGUUGGAGAUGAUGGCUCGUACGAUUACGACGGGCAUGGAACACACACCUCAUCCAUUGCCACCGGGAACUUCGUCACCGGUGCGUCAGACCAUGGAGUGGGCACGGGCACUGCUUCUGGAAUUGCUCCAGGUGCCCACAUCGCCAUGUACAAGGUGUGCACCAAUAGGGGCUGCAAAGUAUCCAUCAUAAUGGCCGGCAUGGACGCGGCCAUCAAGGAUGGGGUGGACGUGCUCUCGCUGUCUCUCGGUAGCCGAACCACUGUCAGCUUCAUAAAUGACCCCAUCGCCAUCGGUGCAUUCAGCGCAAUAUCCAAGGGCAUCAUUGUGGUGUGUGCGGCUGGCAACAGAGGUCCCACUCCACGAUCGAUCACAAACGAUGCGCCGUGGUUGCUCACGGUUGCUGCCGGCUCGGUGGACCGGAGAUUCGACGCUGGCGUGCAUCUCGGCAACGGCAAGCGCAUCGACGGGGAAGCACUUACCAAGGUGACAAAGCCAACCUCAAACCCGUACCCUCUCCUCUACUCCGAGGAACAUCGUUUCUGCCAGAAUGAGGAUCACGGUUUCGUUGCUGGGAAAGUAAUUGUUUGCCAGGCCACGACACCAGCGAAUCAGUAUUCUGACAUUGCGAGGCUAAUGGCUGCCGGUGCGGCUGGCGUGGUGCUUUUCAAUAAUCAAGCCGCCGGCUACACCAUUGCUCUUCAUGACUACAAGGCGGGGGUGGUGCAGGUGACCUCUGCCGAUGGCAUCACCAUUGCAGCUUACGCGAAGUCAGCAACGAACGGUGCCGUGGCAACUUUCACAUACAACAACACAGUGUUGGGUGUUCGUCCGAGCCCGGUCGUUGCGUCAUUCUCUUCCAGGGGUCCAAGCUAUAUCGCCCCCGGCGUGCUCAAGCCAGACAUUCUUGCGCCCGGGCUCAACAUCCUUGCGGCAUGGCCAGGACCUUCUUUCAAAAUCAUAUCAGGUACGUCCAUGGCAACGCCACAUGUCAGCGGUGUUGCGGCUCUUAUCAAAAGCUUGCAUCCUGACUGGUCACCGGCUGCCAUCAAGUCGGCCAUCUUGACAACCUCGGACGUUGUCAACAACAUCGGCGACUCGAUCUUGAACGAGAGGCAUGGUAAAGCCAGUGCCUACGAUAGAGGUGCCGGCCAUGUGAACCCCGCGAGAGCCGCCGACCCUGGUCUGGUGUACGACCUCGGCGCGACUGACUAUGCAGGCUACAUCUGCUGGCUCUUCGGCGACGAAGGCUUGCGGACCAUUGUACGCAACUCGAGCUUGACAUGCGUGAAGCUGCCCAAGGUCAAGGACGUUCAGCUCAACUACCCUACUCUAACUGUGCCGUUAGCAUCAACGCCUUUCACCGUGACCCGGGCAGUGACGAACGUCGGGCCGGCACAUUCUACUUACGCCGUCAAGGUAGACUCACCAAGCUCUAUGAAAGUGUGUGUCUCCCCAAAGACACUAGUGUUCUCCAAGGCUGGAGAAAAGAAGACGUUCAGCGUGACAGUGAUCUGCCAAGGCGUGGGUGCAUCGGAAACCUUUGUGGAGGGAAGCUUGAGCUGGGUGUCGAAGAAGCAUGUUGUGCGUAGUCCCAUUGUCGCCGUCCGUGGAGCAGGAGAUCAUGCUCCCGCUCCAUCACCAUGAACGAUGUCCAUGCCCUGAGAUUUCAGGCUUAGUGUUUUUUUGUGUCAGAUCAAACAUGGCAAUGGAAUAAGAUU